Messenger RNA from Melanotaenia boesemani (Boeseman's rainbowfish), 4431 nucleotides. It is a transcript of the gene rbl1, whose product is annotated as retinoblastoma-like 1 (p107). The transcript is spliced from 22 exons. The record is from RefSeq and is a predicted model, not a curated record. Gene Ontology annotation, cellular component: nucleus; chromatin; transcription regulator complex. NCBI's taxonomy places the organism in Eukaryota, Metazoa, Chordata, Actinopteri, Atheriniformes, Melanotaeniidae. Gene Ontology annotation, molecular function: RNA polymerase II transcription regulatory region sequence-specific DNA binding. Bases 119 to 3307 code for a protein of 1062 amino acids. Gene Ontology annotation, biological process: cell differentiation; negative regulation of G1/S transition of mitotic cell cycle; regulation of transcription by RNA polymerase II.
UCUGCUGCUCGUGGGGCAGCUGCUGUUGGUGUUGUUUUGAUGAGGGCACCAGAGACCUUUUAAGACUUAAUUCUCGGGGGGGUUAAAAGGCCAAAACUGUUUAUUUUGAUUCAUACGAAUGCGGAGUGAAGAGUCGCCUGAUUCUGAGUCGGGGAGGAUGGAGGAAAGUUCAGUUCGAAGGAGUUUGGAGACGUUGUGUCAGGAGCUGAACAUGGACGAGCAGACUGCCACUGAAGCUAUGGACAACUUCACUGCCAUGUGGAAUACAUAUACUCUGGAGGGGGAUGUGGUCCACUGGCUGGCCUGUUCACUCUAUGCUGCCUGCAGGAAAGGGUCCACUCCCACAGUGGGGAAAGGGCUGAUGGAGGGAAACUGCGUCUCCCUCACCAGGAUCCUUCGCUCCUCUAAACUCAGUUUGAUCCAGUUCUUUUCCAAGAUGAGGAAGUGGGCCGACAUGUCCAACCUCUCACAGGACUUCAGGCUACGAAUGGAACGGCUGGAACGAAACUUUGAGGUCUCGACUGUGAUCUUCCGCAAGUUUGAGCCUAUCUUCAUGGACAUGUUUCAGAACCCGCAGGGAUGCGAGCCACCACGGCAGCCACGCAGCAGGAAGCACAGGCGGCUGCCCUGUCACAUCAGUGAUGUGUUCAAGUUCUGCUGGACUCUGUUUGUCUACACUAAAGGUAAUUUUCGUAUGAUCGGUGACGACCUGGUGAACUCGUACCACCUGCUGCUCUGCUGUCUGGACCUGGUGUUUGGCAAUGCUCUUCUGUGUGCAAACAGGAAGGACCUCAUCAACCCAGCUUUUAAAGGUCUUCCUCCUCUGUAUCGCGCUGAUGGCCACGUUUCCCCAGACGAGCCUCCUCCAUGUGUGUUGGAGAGGUUGUGUGAGCUGCACGAUGGGUUGGUGGUGGAGGCCAAAGGCAUCAAACAGCACUAUUUCAAGCCAUACAUGCAGAAACUGUUUGAAAAACAGAUCCUGAAAGGUAACGAGGAGCUUCUGACUGAAAUGUUGGAUCCUCAGAACUUCAUUGAUAACAAGAAGGCCAUAAACAGGGAGUAUGAAGAGUAUGUGUUGACUGUGGGAGACUUUGAUGAGCGAGUGUUUCUGGAAGCUGACGCAGACGAGGAAAUUGGAACUCCGAGGAAAAUCAUUCAAGAACGGACUGCCAGCCGAGUGGCUGCUCAGAACCAACUGCAGCAUCAUGUAGAGAAGUCUGGCUCUCUCGCCCCAUCCACUCCUCUGACAGGACGAGUGUACCUGAAGGAGAAAGACCUGCUCGUCACACCUGUUUCUUCGGCAACACAGAGUGUCAGCCGGCUGCAGAGCAUGGUGGCUGGAUUAAGGACGGCUCCCAGUGAGCAGCUGGCGCAGAUGUUUAAGUCCUGCACCAGAGAUCCCACAGAGUCCAUAUUGGCUCGAGUAAAGACUUUGGGGCAAACCUUCAAAGAACACUACACCAAUGACUCUGAGGACACACCCGGCUCUCACAUAGACUUUGCAGAGAACCGUUUGAAACUGGCAGAGAUCCUGUACUACAAGAUCUUGGAGAACGUCCUGGUUCAGGAGACGAAACGGCUGCAGGGCAGAGACAUGAGCAUUUUGCUUGAGCAGGACAUUUUCCACUGCUCGCUGAUGGCGUGUUGUCUGGAGGUGGUGCUGUUUUCCUACAGCUCCCAGAGGACCUUCCCAUGGAUCAUAAACAUCUUUAAACUGCCCCCAUUUUACUUCUUUAAGGUGAUUGAGGUGUUCAUCCGCUCAGAGGAAGGUCUCUCUAGGGACAUGGUGAAGCAUCUGAACUCAACUGAGGAGCAGGUUCUGGAGAGCAGAGCAUGGACUGCAGGCUCUGCCCUGUGGAGCGCCUUGGAGGCUGCUGGGAACAAAGUCCCCACAGUGGAGGAGGUUAACUUUUCCUCCAGUCUUGACACGGGUUCUGGUUCCUCAAAUGGAGGUCAGUCUCAUCUGCCACUGGUGGCCCACUCCCCCAUCAUACACCCUCGCAUCAGGGAGUUCAGGUCAGGCCUGGGAAGUGCACGUAAAGAAGUGCCCCCUUCUCCACUGUCUGUCCAUGACAGGUACAGCUCCCCUGCAGCUGGCAGUGCCAAACGGCGUCUUUUUGGUGACGAUCCUCCGGCCUCAUCUGAAGGCCUGAACCUCAGUGGGAGCCCAGUGUCUUCUCCAGCCAAGAGGCUAACGUUUGGUUCGAGUGGCAGCACUCUGAGGAUCGGAGGCCAUGGAACCCAGGCUACAGUCCUGAGUAUCCCGCUGCAAGGUUUACCUAACGACGGCACUAUCACACUGAUCCCUGUACAACCAUGCGGUGACUCCAGCGUCGUCACAGCUCAGUUCCUGCUGACCGCCUCUCCAAGUCGGCCCACCUCCGUUGCAUCCACUUCUGAUUCCCAGGCGGGGAUUGGACGACCGCGACGCACCGGGUCACUGGCUCUGUUCUUCAGGAAGGUGUAUCACCUGGCCAGUGUACGUCUGAGGGAUUUGUGCUUGAAGUUGGACAUCUCUUCAGAGCUUCGGGGGAAAAUCUGGACAUGUUUUGAGCACUCUCUGGUCCACUGUAUCGACCUGAUGAAGGACCGACACCUCGACCAGCUGCUGCUGUGCAGCGUUUACAUCAUAUCCAAAAUCACCAAAGAGACUCACACCUUUCAGGACAUCAUGAAGUGUUACCGCAGCCAACCUCAAGCCAACAGUCAUGUCUAUCGCAGCGUCUUACUGCGUCGUACGCCCAGAGAACACCCAGCUGAUGAAAACAUGGAGGUGGAUUCUGUGUCGGGGGGAGAGUCUGCAGAGAAAACUAGUCAGCCUCCAGGAGACACAAAUUCUGACCAAUCAGGAGAGGAGGAACGUGGUGACCUCAUCCAGUUCUACAACAGUGUGUAUGUCCUGAAGAUGAAGAGCUUCGCACUGCGAUACGCCACCCAUGAUAAUCGGGCGGACGCUCCUCCUCUCUCUCCGUUCCCGUCAGUACGAGCUCAGCCUCUCUCCCCCCGUCGUGUUUCCCAGAGGCACUCGCUGUACGUUUCCCCUCAUAAGAACUCCGCAGGCUGCCUCACACCAAACUCCUACACUUACAGGAUUAACAGCAGCCCAUCCAAGGAGCUGUCAGACAUCAACCAGAUGAUCCGGCAGGGCAGUGUAAGCAGGAAGAGGGCCUUCACUAUGGAAGGAGAUGUAAUGAUGUCAUCAGCGUGCGACUCACCCAGUAAGAGGGCGUGUCCAGAGAACGGCAGUAGCCCAGACGUGCUGCUGAAGCGUCUGCAGGACGUCGUGUCAGAGCGGCAGAGUCACUGAUGAGCCCACCAAAGGACACAAACUAAACCCUGAAAUACUGAAAGAAAAGUAAUGAAGGUAACUCAUUACUGUUCCUCAGGUUAUUUGUGGGGAAAUAUUUGCUCAGUUGUUUCCCCAAGUGAUGCCGUUUGUCUUUAUGCUGGAGCCCGAUGAUCAUGGAGGCUUUACGGUGUGAUUUUAUCCAACCAGAUUAUAACCUAUAGUGUCACACAUAUCGUCUACUAGAGGUGCCAUGUUUAGCCCCUCUAACUGCCCCAGUUAUGACUUCUGUUGGAUCAGUCAACAUUUGCUUGAUGCAAAGUUUUGUCAUGUAUUGUAGUUGUGCUGUAGUGCAUCACUGGUGUUACAGCAUGUUACAGAAGCGUGAUUUUAGCAGGAGGUUCAGAGACUGUUAAUUCCGGAAGAGUUCUCACUCCGGUGCAUUUUCUCUUGUGCAGCAAAAACAUGAAACAUGUCUGAUAAUAUUCUCCUGCUAAGCAUCAAACCUCUUGCACUGGCAUCUUCUGUUAUGUAUUUAGUUACUAACUGAAGCCAGAUUUAAUAUCGGCUCAGAAAAUAACAGUAUUAAAAAUAAAUUUAGUUAAAGUUGUGGAGAGAAAAAUUCUGAUAUCAAAGUCAGAUAAAUAAGAUUUUAAAGAAUUUAAUUUUGAUUAAGCUAAACUCCAAUCUUGUGUAUAGUUUCCUUUAAUAUUACGUCUUCCAAAGAGGGAAUAUUGUCUGGUUUUAUUGUUUUUACUGUUUGUAUUUGAAAUGUUCUCCGUGUGUUUUUUAAAAGCAUUUUAUGUUUCGUAAUGCUGUUAGUAAGAGUUAAAGCAGCAUUUGUGCACCGUGUAUGUGUAGUAUCUACACUCUGUUUUUACUGAAUUUAACAUUUUACAGAAUUUGUCUUCAUUUCUAUAACGGUACUGCUGACAGAAACUAAUGUUUGUAACUUUAAUAUUUUCAGUUUGUUUCAUACCUUGUAAAGUAGAAUCAGAAACAACUUUUUGUAAAACAGGAAUUUAAAAAGUGGAGAAAAUACAAUAAUGGAUGGGAAACUUUCUAAACAAUUGAGUCGAUUUCAAGGAUGCUUGUAUUUCUACAAGCUGUUAAAUUAUGUAAAAUAAAAAGUACCUUUUGUCGUU